This is a messenger RNA of Gallus gallus (chicken), 734 nucleotides long. RefSeq names its product feather keratin 1-like (gene CBP7G1). The transcript has a single exon. Gene Ontology annotation, cellular component: intermediate filament. Lineage: Eukaryota; Metazoa; Chordata; Aves; Galliformes; Phasianidae. Bases 23 to 319 code for a protein of 98 amino acids. The record is from RefSeq and is marked provisional. Gene Ontology annotation, molecular function: structural constituent of cytoskeleton.
GGUUCACUCCCAUCCUACAGCCAUGUCCUGCUUCGAUCUGUGCCGUCCCUGUGGCCCAACCCCACUGGCCAACAGCUGCAACGAGGUCUGUGUGCGCCAGUGCCAGGACUCCCGGGUGGUGAUCCAGCCGUCUCCUGUGGUGGUGACCCUGCCUGGACCCAUCCUCAGCUCCUUCCCCCAGAACACUGCUGUGGGCUCCAGCACCUCUGCUGCUGUUGGCAGCAUCCUGAGUGAGGAGGGAGUCCCCAUCUCCUCUGGUGGCUUUGGCAUCUCUGGCCUGGGCAGCCGAUUCUCUGGCAGGAGGUACCUGCCCUGCUAAGGAUGAGGUGGUUGUCCCUUGAGCCCAUUGCCCAGGAAGCCCAAAGUCUGACACCGGACUGAGGUCAGAGCUGCUGGCCAGAAUUUCCAGGUGUGCUGAGCACCCCUGAACUCUCUUGCAAAAAAGUAAGGGAAGCCAGGAUGCCUGCAAUUACAAUUAGGGAAUAUGACCAGCAGAUACCUUCUUCUUCUCAACAUCAUAACUCCAUGUUGCCUCCUGCUGUCCUGUGCCUUGGGUUUAUCCGGAAGCAAGUGGAAAUGACCCUGCUUCUUGUCCCUUUAAACACGUGAGGGAGGAAGACAUACAUCCUGUUCUGGUGGAAAGAGUAUCUGAGUACCAGCUGCCCCCAUUGCAACCUGUACCAGAUCUCUUCCAUCACGCAUUGCUUCAUUUCUAUCUUUAGACUCAAUAAAGU